This is a messenger RNA of Plasmodium adleri (nom. inval.), 4392 nucleotides long. Its product is annotated as probable protein, unknown function. The record is from RefSeq and is a predicted model, not a curated record. Bases 1 to 4392 code for a protein of 1463 amino acids. The transcript is spliced from 2 exons. Lineage: Eukaryota; Apicomplexa; Aconoidasida; Haemosporida; Plasmodiidae.
AUGAACAUAAUUUGUGAUGAACCCUAUUUUAUUGAUAAUAACAAUGAGUUAUUUUGUCCAGUGAAUUGUCCUUUUAUAAGUUCUAAUGAUGUAUGGAAAUGUAUCGGUAUAUGUACAAGUAAAGAAAAGUGUUCUCUUUAUAAUUCGUCUUUAACAUUUGCAGAUGAAGAAACCAAUAAAUGUGUUCCAUGUUUAGUAUCUGGUUGUAUUCGUUGUAUUAAGAGUACAUUGAGAAAAGGUUCAAAAUCUUUUUUGAGUAUUUCAGAUAAUUUACCUAAUAUAUGUUUAGAGUGUAUUAAAGGUUAUAGAUUAUCAAGAGACCGUACUAAAUGUAGUUUGAUAUAUGAAGAAUUUAUUACCAGAAGUUGUGGUUUUUUGGUUGUUAUCUUUUUAUUGUCAUUUAUAUUUUUGUCUAUAUAUUUUUAUAAAAAUAGAGAUAAAAUAAAUAUUUUAUUAUUUAAACUAGCUUAUCAAUAUAGAACCUUAUCAAAAUUUAGAAAUAAUUUAAUCUAUGGACGUCCAUUAUAUCCAUUAAAUAUGAAAUUAUCCAAAAACGAUAUAGGAGGUAUUGGUUUAAUGUUAUAUUUUCGUUAUUUAACUUUUUUAAAUUGUUUAUCUAUUCUUUUUAUUAUAAUCAGUUUAUUUGAUGUAUAUUUACCUUUUGAUGAAUUAAUACAAACAUAUAGAAAUGUGGAAUCUACAACAUCUUUUGAAAAAUGUAAAAAUUUAAAGAAUUAUAUAUCUCAUAAUAUAUCUCCAUUAAUUCAUAUGAAAAAUUUAGAUUGGAUGUCCCUCGAUAUGUUUAAUAUGACUAUUCGUUUUAAACAUCAUAUGAUUUUUUCCUCAUUUGUUAGAUAUAUUUUAUGUAUGAUUAUUACAUUUGUAUUUAUAUAUAAUCAAAAAAAAUUUUACAAUAUAAAAAAAAAUACUUCUUAUUGUAUGAUGGAUUAUGCUCUUUCCAUUGCUAAUUUUUCAAGUUCACUUUCAAGUCAUGAUAUUCAGAAUUUUUUUGAAAAUUUAAUAAAGAAAAAAAUUAUAGGUAUAUCAUCAUGCUAUGAUUUUUAUCAGCAGAAAGAUUUAGUAUUUAAUCUGAUAGAAGAACAAAUCGAAUGGGCUGAUUUUAAAAUGAAGUUAUAUCGAAAUUAUGAGGAAUGGAAAAAGGAAAAUAAAAAGAAAAUAGUGUCCAUAUAUGCAAAAACAAAUAAGAAUAUAAAUAUUAUAAACAAAAAGGAAAUAUUAAAUGACAAUACAAUCUCUACAAAUUUAUUUUAUGGGAAAGACAUUAAUUUAUAUGAAGGACAUGAUAAUUAUCUUAUAGAAAAAUUACAACAUUUGAAAAGAUAUGAACUUUUUCCAGUUUGUGAAAUUGAUAUUCAUACAGAUGACAGAAAUUUUGUAAAUACUAAUCAAUCUAAUGAUUCGAAAAAAAUUAUACAAAAAUCUACAUUUACAAGCAUGCAAACUACUCAUAUUGAUAGCAAGAGUACAUGGAAUAUAUAUAACAAUAAUAAAAUAAAUCAGGAGAAUGACAGUAUUACUUUCUCUGAACAUUUUUUAUAUGAUCAUCCAUUAAUAUUAAAUGAAGAAUUGAAUGAAGAUAUAAAUAAAAACAAAUAUUGUCAAUAUGACAAGUAUGACGAUAAUUAUUAUAAUGAUAAGUAUUAUAAUAAUUAUCAUAAUGAUAAUAUUUACAAUAAGAACGGAAAAAAUUCGACAUCUUAUAAAAAUAUCAUAUUAAAUGAAAAAAAAAACAAUUUUCAUAUGGAAGAUUAUUUCUUUAAAGAUAUAACCAACCAAAUAAUUGAUUUAUGCUCUAAAGAAUAUAAGAACAUAUCAAACCAAAAAAAAAAUAUAUUAAAUGAUUAUAUAAGAAAAUCGAUAUUUUCUUACUUUAAAAGAAAAAUAGAUCAAGAUAAUCGUGAAAGAAAUGGAUAUAUCCCAUUUUGUAUGUGUAAUAAUACAGAAGGACUUUUUUUGAAAAGAGAUUUGUCUAAAGAUAUGAAAGUGGUAAGAAAUAUUAAAUGCUGUAACAAAGCUUAUGUAAUAUUUAAUACUACCAAAGAUUUAAAUUUGGCUUAUUCACUAAUAAAUAAAUAUAUAGAUAAAAUAGAAAAGAAAAGAAUAAAGAAAAAAAACAAGACAAAAGAGAAAAAAACAAAAGAAUUAAAUAAAAGAAAAUAUAAAUUUUAUUCCUUCUUAUUUUCUCCUAUUUUGUUUGUAAAAAGUAUAUUUAAUGAUAAAAAAAUACACAAGAAUAUUACCAAUAAAUUAUUAUCAAAUAGUUGUAGUAGUAGUAGUAAUAAUAUAUUAUGGAAUAAUAAUAUGAAUGAUAAUAAAAUUUAUAACGAAAUAAAUAUAAAAUGGGAAAAUAAAAAAUUUAAUGGAAGAAUACAAAAUAAUUUAUUUCUUUUUUUUCAAAAUAAUCGAUUUCAAGUUAAUAAGUGUGAUGUGGAACCUAUUGAUAUCACAUGGCAAAAUAUUUCUAAUAAUACAUUUAUAAUACCUAUAAUGAUAAUAAAAAUAACAAUUUCGAUACUUGUACUUUUUUUUCUAAUUUUAUUAUGGAGUAUUAUAUUUUAUGGUCCUUAUGCAAUAUAUGCUUUACAUCAUGCAAGUAUUAUUGAGAAACAGAAAAAACAAGAAAUUUUAUUUAAUAUACUAAUAUCUCUAAUAUUAGGUAUAUUUAUAGGUUUAGGAAAUUUUUUAUUAACCUUUUUAACAACAUUAAUUGGUAAUUUUAUGAAAUUUGAUAAGAAGCAAUCUACUGAUUCUUUUGUAUUUUGUGUUAAUAGUAUAUUCCAAUUAUUAAACUUUUUAUUGAAUGUUCUUAUUACUCAUUUAACUAAUGCAGGUGGAGAUAAUAAAAUUAGAUCCUUUUUUCUUUUCUUUCCUAAUCAUCUAUUUGUUCAUCUUAAAUCUAAAGAUAUUAUAUUAGGAGAAGAAUAUUCAUUUGGACGAUCUCUAAAUUAUAAUAUUAUUCCUUUUAUCACUUUAUUUCCAACACUUUUUUCUUUUUUUGGAAUUUAUAUUUUACCAUUUCUAUAUAAAUCAAUGCUAAUAUUAUUUUGUUCAAAUACAACCAUCAAAAAAGCUGAAAAAUUAAUUCAGUGCCCUGAAUGUAAUUUGCAUUAUAGAUAUAGUGAAGCAGUUAUUAGUUUUACUGUAACUCUCUUGUUAUUCUUUUUCACACAUGAUAAAUAUAAUACAUCAUUUACAUUCUUACUCUUAUUUUUAUCCUAUUUAUUUAUAAAAUAUAGAGACACGUAUUUGUUUCUUCGAGAAACAAAAAUUACAUAUUAUUAUAACACUUUUUUAUUUGAUACGGUAAUAGCUUUUUGGUCCCUCCCCACAGGCAUUUUAGCCAUAUUACCCUUCUACUGGAUGUGGAGAUCACACAAAACGUCCAUAUUAACAGUUGGUGCAGUUUUUUUUGUUCAUAUAUUUAUUUAUUUUAUAAUUUGUAAUGCUAUAAGAAAAAACCUGAAUGAAAGUAUAAGCACGAAUGAUGUGUCAUAUAAUGAAGUGGCCCAAAUGAAAGCAUAUAAUUGGUUUAAUACAAAUCCCGUAUAUGUUCUAAAACAAUACUCAAAAAAGAGAGGUGUGGAAUAUGCGACGAAUUAUUAUGAUAAGAAUGAUAAAGAUAUAAUGGAAUUCAAAAUGAAAAAAGACUCAACUAUGAAAAAUGAUAAAUCCAAAAAAUAUAAUUUCCUCGAUUCUUAUAGAAGUAUAUUUUUUAAUCAAGAAAUCAAACCAAAAGAAACAGAAACACAUGAUACAAUAAUCAAAAUGGAUGAUCUUGAAAAUUCGAAAGAUAUUCAAAACAUGUCUUAUAAUCUAUUAGAUACUUUCAACAGGAAGAACAAUAAUGAUAAAAACAAAGAUCAUUUUAAUGAAGGAGAACUAAAAAAAAAAGAAGGAAGUAGUAAAAAAAUCUCUAGGAAUAUUAAUUCAUCUCAUGAUUAUAAUAUAUAUAUGCAAAAUAACAAGAAGGGAAAUUAUUCCCAUAAUAAUACAACAAAUAUUCCGUAUAUAUAUAAAACAAAAAAUGAAUACUUAUCUGAUGAUUUUAUUAUCAGAAAUAGAAAAGAUAAUCAAAAUAUAUUUAACACAAUAAAAAGUGAUUAUGGAGAUAAAUUUGUUAGAAUAAAAAGAAAAAAUAUAAAACAAAGUAAAAAAAAAAGAAUAAGAAAUAAAAGAUCAAAAAUCACUAAGCCCAGACAAAAAGAUUUAAUAUAUUACGUCAUUGGAAAAGAAUAUCUUCAAGGUGACAGAUUCGCAAAUUAUACAAAGGAUUAUAAUGAAUUGUAUGAUUUUAUUUAUAGAAUUUAUUUAUCUUUAUCAUCAACAGCAUAUAAAAUUAAAAUGUUUCCAUUAUUGGCAAAAAGGAAAUAA